AUCCUAUUGCUUCAAGAGUCUGCAUGAUAAAAUAACAUUGAAUUUGGGACGGAUUCAAGAGUCGGUUGAACUUUCUCCUCUCAGUGGCUUAAGUGCGGUUAAGUGGACGAGAAGCCCUGCUCUCCCCACCCCACCCUGUGGUCGCAUGUACUGUCUAACUCUAUGGAUAGAUUCAUGUAGAGAUGUUCAUGUUACCUUGAUUGUCAGGGGAUUUAUGCCUGCUCGAGAUGUUGGCUGCCUAAUCUCCAUCAUUGGAAGGCGAUCAGUGAAUUAAAAUCAGCCCCCAAUUCAUACAGGCUUCUUCGCCCCGCAGAUCCUGUCUGGCACCUAGACAUUGCUAUAAAAGGAUUUUAUACCGCAGACAGACCACAGAACAAAACACAUGUCAGCUUCAUCACUUCCUCUUCGCAUCAAAAUGGACCUCCCUGAUGAGAUUCUGCUUAUGAUUAGCGACCAGAUAGACACGCAAAAAGAUAGAAUCAGACUACUUUCAGUGUGUCGUCGCUGGUAUAAGCUCUUCUUCCCCAGAGUCUACGCUCGUCUGAAAGUCGAGGAUGACUUCGACCAGUUCGAUGGCGUCGCUCGUCUAGCCUCUGCUCUCCUGCACAACCUCCAUCUCGCCUCUGCAAUACGCAAAUUCGACACUGGCCAAUGGGGGCUAUGUGACGGUUAUCGGACGGAAUUUGACACCACCCCGUUCCACCCCGUGCUGGAAAAGAUCAGUCAUUGUCCAGAAGAACUGGACAAAUGGAAGAAAGGUCUGGACGGCAACGAUGAUGAAGCAUGGUUCGCUCUCAUGCUGACUUUGAUGCCAAACUUGCGGGUCCUCAAAACUGAGCCCUUUUGCUGCAAUGACUUUUUUGAAACGGUUACGGCGCGCAUUGCUACGCGCCAGAAGCCCUUCGACACCAGGCCUGCCCUGCAGCAUCUGGAAGAAUUCCACUCUUCAACAGACGACAUGAAGAACAGCAACCAUUCAGCCUUCUUCAUUCCAUUCUUCCGUCUUCCAUCAAUGAAGAUGUUCAAAGCUCACCGCGUCUGGGAAGACGAGGACGAGGAACCCUUGCCCGAGGCUGCCAGACCACCCCCAGCCAGUUCAAGCAUCACGGAACUCCGCUUCAUCGGCGAAACAUACACACGAUGCAACGGCAGCAACGGCUUCGCGACUUUCAUCACGGCAUGCAAGAACUUGGAGAUUUUCGAAUAUCAGCACGAUGACUGCGCCGAUUGGUCAAAUCGAUACGUCGAGUUCCGGCCUCGCGCUUUCUACCAUCCCCUGAUCACGACGCAGAAGCAUAGUCUUCAGGUGCUACGGCUAAGCGAUAUCGGCGACGUGGAGCCGAUUGACAACGAUUCCUACGGGCCAGGUGAGGCCGAGAAUAUUCUCCACGCUGGGGGGCAUCCUAGCAAUGGCUGGUUCGGUUGCCUAAAAGAGUUCACGGCCCUGCGGGAGCUGCGUAUUCGUCUGCGCAAUCUUCUCGAUUUUGGUCCCAUGUCAAAAGUUCCCACGGUUACUUUUGUGGAGAUUCUCCCGUCUACGCUGGAGUAUCUCUCCAUCGCGGACUACCAGAUAAGGGAUUUUGAUGUGCUCACGGCGAACUUGGAAGAGAUGCUCGUCUCUCAUAAAGAUAUGUUUCCUGUCCUUGGAAAAAUCGAGAUUCAGCCCCAUGACCUUGAUCAAUCUUCCCAUGACACGGCGGGGGAAGAAGGACCGACCCCGAGAUAUGAGAUUCCUGUUUCAAUACGAGAGUCGUUCGACCCGGUGAAGGAUACUUGUGAGAAGGCUGGAAUUGAAUUUGUAUUCAGUCUGGAUGGAGAAGAUCGGCUUGAAAGGUAAUACUUUGAAAAAAAUAUCAAACAUAAUGGUGCACAUAUUGUUGCUCAGCAUACAAACUAUAUGCUUCCCGCAUACUGGCUAUAUGUAUUUUCCUAUUGCUAUAGAAAUAAUCUCAGAUAGUUGUGCCCUCCCUUGAUAUCCAAAAGGGCCACCCAUCUAGCCAACUUCAUUCCCCAGUUAUUAAU
Aspergillus wentii DTO 134E9 is the source of this 2022-nucleotide messenger RNA. RefSeq names its product F-box protein. The transcript has a single exon. The record is from RefSeq and is a predicted model, not a curated record. NCBI's taxonomy places the organism in Eukaryota, Fungi, Ascomycota, Eurotiomycetes, Eurotiales, Aspergillaceae. Gene Ontology annotation, molecular function: protein binding. The coding region runs from base 416 to 1837 and encodes 473 amino acids.